GUGGAGAAGAUAUAAGUGCUGGCAUUUUAAAAUCUCAAAUGAAUUUAUACAAAAAUCACAGGUCCCUCUUUGAUGAUGAAUUUAUUCCGUCUACUGAUACAGUUACUGAUUGGUGGAUGUCCAUAGACCUUAAAAAAAAUGAAGAUCAUAUAAAAACCCUCGCCCUAAAAGUACAUUCAGUUUCACUCCAUAAUGCUGCUUGUGAGCGGCUCUUUAGUAUAUUAAACUGGUAUCUUGGAAAAAGACGGACUAGAAUAAGCAUUGAACGUCUAGAAGUCAUAGCCCAGAUGCAUUCAUUUUUAGUCGAGAAUGCUAAAUCAGAACUCAGUUAUGUGGAACAAAAUCUUUGCCAAGAAGACCUAUUGUCUAUUUUCAAUAAAAUUGAAAGUUCUAUAGAAGAUGAGUCUAAUCUAUUUAGUGAAGAAGAAUCAUUUGCUUUUUUGGAAGAGCUUGCUAAGGAAAAUACAGAAGAAAUGGAGGAAGAACUAGAAGACUUAGCUAAUGAAAAUUCAAUGAAUUUAGAAGUUGGAAACUUUAUAUCUUUGUCUUCCAACUUAGAGCCCAAUGAAACUUCAAGUUUAAACGAAGAG
Messenger RNA from Dentiscutata erythropus, 590 nucleotides. Lineage: Eukaryota; Fungi; Glomeromycota; Glomeromycetes; Diversisporales; Gigasporaceae. The record is from the annotation of a GenBank genome assembly.